This is a messenger RNA of Drosophila persimilis, 350 nucleotides long. RefSeq lists its product as uncharacterized. The coding region runs from base 146 to 343 and encodes 65 amino acids. The transcript has a single exon. NCBI's taxonomy places the organism in Eukaryota, Metazoa, Arthropoda, Insecta, Diptera, Drosophilidae. The record is from RefSeq and is a predicted model, not a curated record.
GCGGUGUGAAUGGCUAAAUAAAAACUGGAUCAAGAAAUUAUAUUUCCCCCAAAACCUCACCUUUGCCAUGGCUGUCUAUUCUUAGCUCGAGCAUCAAACCUGGAAAUACGGAUACGGAUUCAUUCCUUUCGGCAUAUCCUUUCACAUGCAGAUCCUCUACAAUUAUAGCCCCGGCAACAACGUGGUGGAUAUACUGAAUCCUGAGUACAACGAUUUCGAUGGCCCGCCACCGUCAAAGAAGAUGAUAAUUGGCUCCUGCUCGAUGUUUGUGAUCUUCUCAUACCUGAAGCUGCUUUACAUACUCGUGGCCAUCUACCUGGCCCUCCAUCACGCUCACCACUAACGGCCCC